Hippoglossus stenolepis (Pacific halibut) is the source of this 1084-nucleotide messenger RNA. RefSeq lists its product as uncharacterized. Gene Ontology annotation, molecular function: structural constituent of chromatin; DNA binding; protein heterodimerization activity. The transcript is spliced from 3 exons. NCBI's taxonomy places the organism in Eukaryota, Metazoa, Chordata, Actinopteri, Pleuronectiformes, Pleuronectidae. Gene Ontology annotation, biological process: nucleosome assembly. Gene Ontology annotation, cellular component: nucleosome. The coding region runs from base 36 to 1031 and encodes 331 amino acids. The record is from RefSeq and is a predicted model, not a curated record.
CUGUCACUUCAUUCUGCUUCAGUCCCGAAGAGAAGAUGUCAGGUCGCGGUAAAGGAGGAAAAGGUCUCGGUAAAGGCGGCGCCAAGCGCCACCGGAAGGUUCUCCGUGAUAACAUCCAGGGAAUCACCAAACCCGCCAUCCGCCGUCUGGCUCGCCGCGGCGGAGUGAAGCGUAUCUCCGGGCUGAUCUACGAGGAGACCCGCGGGGUGCUCAAGGUUUUCCUGGAGAACGUCAUCCGUGACGCCGUCACCUACACCGAGCACGCUAAGAGGAAGACGGUGACCGCCAUGGACGUGGUGUACGCGCUGAAGAGACAGGGCCGCACUCUCAGAGCUCCGCCGCUCGCUUCCCUAUGUUCAUUCUGUUCUGAAACGAUGGCGAGAACCAAGCAGACCGCCCGGAAGUCCACCGGAGGGAAAGCUCCCAGGAAGCAGCUGGCCACCAAGGCCGCCCGGAAGAGCGCCCCGGCCACCGGCGGCGUGAAGAAGCCUCACCGCUACAGGCCCGGGACCGUGGCUCUCAGAGAGAUCCGCCGCUACCAGAAGUCCACCGAGCUGCUGAUCCGCAAGCUGCCCUUCCAGCGCCUGGUCCGGGAGAUCGCUCAGGACUUCAAGACCGACCUGCGCUUCCAGAGCUCCGCCGUCAUGGCGCUGCAGGAGGCCAGCGAGGCCUACCUGGUCGGCCUGUUCGAGGACACCAACCUGUGCGCCAUCCACAAGAUGUCAGGUCGCGGUAAAGGAGGAAAAGGUCUCGGUAAAGGCGGCGCCAAGCGCCACCGGAAGGUUCUCCGUGAUAACAUCCAGGGAAUCACCAAACCCGCCAUCCGCCGUCUGGCUCGCCGCGGCGGAGUGAAGCGUAUCUCCGGGCUGAUCUACGAGGAGACCCGCGGGGUGCUCAAGGUUUUCCUGGAGAACGUCAUCCGUGACGCCGUCACCUACACCGAGCACGCUAAGAGGAAGACGGUGACCGCCAUGGACGUGGUGUACGCGCUGAAGAGACAGGGCCGCACUCUGUACGGCUUCGGAGGCUAAACCUCACCCGGAUGUGACCACGACGACCCAACGGCUCUUUUAAGAGCCACACA